CUUUGUCCUCCGGCUCCAACAGUCGCGGGUGCUGCAGAGACGGGGAAGGAUUUUCGGACGGACCCAACAUGGCCGCCGCCUGGAGAUCUUAAAAACAAUCAUAAAUCGAUGUAUUCAGAUAAGCAGAUGCAGCAAAACAGAGGACGGAGACACAGAACCUGCCCCACAAAAAGUGUUGACCGCAAACUAAUACCACCCCCAAACUCUGCAGGACAGGAUCGUAUGAAACUACCUUAUGCUACCACCGAUUUAACAAGUUUUCCUUUCUCCAUUUGACACGCACAUCAAAGAAAGCCCCACCAUGCCAACUGUGGUGGUGAUGGACGUGUCCCUGUCCAUGACUCGGCCAGUCUCUGUCGAGGGUUCUGAGGAGUAUCAGCGAAAACAUCUCGCCGCCCAUGGCCUGACCAUGUUGUUUGAACAUAUGGCUACCAACUACAAACUGGAAUUCACCGCUUUAGUUGUGUUUUCAUCCCUCUGGGAGCUGAUGGUUCCCUUCACAAGAGACUAUAACACACUCCAGGAAGCCCUGAGCAAUAUGGAUGAUUACGACAAGACCUGCUUGGAAGGAGCCCUGGUUGGGGUUUGCAGCAUUGUGCAACAGGAGUGGGGGGCGGCUAUUCCCUGCCAGGUUGUUCUUGUCACUGACGGCAGUUUGGGCAUCGGCAAGGGAUCUCUCCGCCACUCCUUAGCGACUGUCAACCAGCGGAAAGAGAACCGAUUCCCCCUUCCUUUCCCUUUUCCAUCCAAGCUGUAUGUCAUGUGCAUGGCCAACCUGGAGGAGCUGCAGAGCUCAGAUUCUUUAGAUUGCCUUGAACGCCUGAUAGACCUAAACAAUGGAGAAGGACAGAUCUUUACGAUUGACGGACCUCUUUGCUUGAAGAAUGUGCAAUCCAUGUUUGGCAAGCUGAUCGACGUGGCUUAUACACCAUUCCACGCGGUUCUGAAAUGUGGCCAUUUGUCUUCGGACGUGCAAGCGUUUCCAAGGCCAGAGCCUUUUGUGAUCGACGAAGAAAUAGAUCCAAUCCCCAAAACAAUUAACACAGAUUUGGAGAUAGUUGGAUUUAUAGACAUAGCUGAUAUUUCCAGUCCCCCCGUCUUAUCUAGGCACUUGGUAUUGCCCAUUGCCCUCAACAAAGAAGGAGAUGAAAUGGGCCCAGGGCUUGCCGACGAUGCAGAAGACGAGAAUUCGGCAAAUCAGAUCGCGGGCAAGAUCCCCAACUUCUGUGUGUUGUUGCACGGGAGCCUGAAGGUGGAGGGCAUGGUGGCCAUUGUCCAGUUAGGGCCGGAAUGGUACGGGAUGCUGUAUUCCCAAGCCGACAGCAAGAAGAAAUCAAACCUGAUGAUGUCCCUCUUUGAGCCGGGUCCAGAACCACUCCCUUGGCUGGGGAAGAUGGCCCAGCUUGGCCCCAUCUCAGAUGCUAAAGAAAACCCCUACGGGGAAGACGACAACAAGAGCCCCUUUCCUUUGCAACCCAAGAACAAGCGCAGUUACGCACAGAAUGUCACAGUGUGGAUUAAACCCAACGGCCUGCAGACAGACGUACAAAAGAUCCUCAGGAAUGCUCGAAAACUCCCUGAAAAGACACAGACCUUCUACAAGGAACUGAACCGCUUACGGAAGGCUGCCUUGGCGUUUGGGUUUUUGGAUCUUCUGAAAGGCGUGGCAGACAUCCUCGAAAGAGAGUGCACCCUCCUGCCGGACACGGCCCACCCAGACGCUGCUUUCCAGCUGACCCACGCGGCCCAGCAACUGAAAAUGGCCAGUAGCGGCACCUCCGACUACGCGACUUUCGACCACAACAUCACGCCGCUGCAGACUGACUUUUCCAGCAGUGGGACAGAACGGCCGUGAGGGGCAAAUGCUCCGUCCAGCCCCCUAACCAUGUCGGGGGUCUCUUCCCCUUGUUCCCAUCCCUCAACAAUGAGGAUAGGCUUCACUUUUAUUAUUAAAUGUUUUGUUUGUA
This is a messenger RNA of Eublepharis macularius, 1967 nucleotides long. It is a transcript of the gene INTS14, whose product is annotated as integrator complex subunit 14. Bases 302 to 1855 code for a protein of 517 amino acids. The record is from RefSeq and is a predicted model, not a curated record. Gene Ontology annotation, biological process: snRNA 3'-end processing. Lineage: Eukaryota; Metazoa; Chordata; Lepidosauria; Squamata; Eublepharidae. The transcript is spliced from 13 exons. Gene Ontology annotation, cellular component: integrator complex.